Messenger RNA from Solanum dulcamara, 2831 nucleotides. RefSeq names its product pentatricopeptide repeat-containing protein At1g53600, mitochondrial. The record is from RefSeq and is a predicted model, not a curated record. NCBI's taxonomy places the organism in Eukaryota, Viridiplantae, Streptophyta, Magnoliopsida, Solanales, Solanaceae. Bases 119 to 2284 code for a protein of 721 amino acids. Gene Ontology annotation, molecular function: RNA binding; protein binding. Gene Ontology annotation, biological process: RNA modification. The transcript has a single exon.
AUGUCUUACUCCGUGAAUAAAGAGGGGGAAAAUCGAAAAGAAAGAUUUGAAAAACCGCGCCUUUCUUUCUCCUUCAAACUUCUCCUGCUGGUAUGGAAGCUUUCUUGGUUUCUCAGUCAUGGUAACAAAGCCGAACCCCUUACAUGUCCGCCCAAUUCUCUCUUUCUCAGAAUUUUUACUUUCUAGCCUUAAAUACUCAACUUCUUCGAAGACCCUUUUUAACGCCGGCACCAAAACGAAUAAAUUCUUGAUUUACUGUAACACCCAGAUUGCAGAAAAUGGUCGAAAUGGAAAAAUUAAAGAAGCUGAAUCCAUUUUCUAUCGUAUGCCCACCAAAAAUAUCGUUUCUUGGACGGCAAUGCUUACGGCAUACUCUCAAAACAGGCAACUCAAGAAUGCUCGUGAAGUGUUCGCUAAAAUGCCUGAAAGAACCGUUGAGUCGUGGAAUGCAAUGCUGACGGCUUAUAUGAGGAAUAGAGUUGAAAUUAAUGAGAUUUUUAGUUUUUUUCAGUUGAUGCCGGAGAGAAAUUCGGUGUCUUUUGCUGCGAUGAUUACGGGUUUUGUUAAUGCAGGGAGGUUUGAUAUGGCGGAGAAUUUGUAUUGUCGGACUUCUAUGGUUUUUCGGGAACCUGUUUCUUCAAAUGUACUGAUAAAUGGGUAUUUGAAAGUUGGGAGGUUAGAUGACGCAGUUCGUGUUUUUGAUGGUAUGGUGCGGAAAGAUAUUGUUUCUUGUAGUGCAAUGAUUGAUGGGUACUCCAAGAAUGGGAGAGUCAUUGCGGCUCGGGAGUUGUUUGAUAUGAUGAAGGAGAGAAAUGAGGUAACUUGGGGUGCUAUGAUUGAUGGGUAUAUGAAAGUUUGUUGUUUCGAAGAUGGGUUUGAUUUGUUUCUAAGAAUGAGAAGAGAAGAUGAUGUGAGACUGGCGCCUACUAUACUUACAAUCAUUUUAGAAGCUUGUGGAAGAUUUAGCAAGCAUCAACAAGGUUAUCAAGUCCAUGGAUUGGUUUCUCGUUUGGGAUUUGAAUUUGAUGUUUUCUUGGGUAAUUCAUUGAUCACUAUGUAUGCUAGAUUUGGUUGUGUAGAUGCAUCUAAAGGUGUGUUCGAUUCGAUGUUAAGGAAAGAUGUCAUUUCAUGGAAUUCUCUUAUUUCAGCUUUUGUUCAAGCUGGAAAUCUUGAAGAGGGAUAUGAGCUUUUCAAAAGAGCUCCGGAAAAGGAUGUAGUUUCGUGGACAGCCAUGAUUACAGGAUUUUCUGAAAAGGGGUUGACUGAAAUAUGUGUCGAGCUAUUUAAAAUGAUUCCCGAGAAAGAUGAUGUUGCAUGGACAGCUCUUAUAUCUAGUUUUGUAAAUAAAGGGGAAUAUGAGGAGGCUUUUCGCUGGUUGGUUAAAAUGCUUCAAAGUGCAGUUAGACCAAAUCCUCUAACGUUAAGUAGCAUGCUUAGUGCUUCAGCUGGUAUGGCCAUGUUAAAUCAAGGUCUGCAAAUUCAUGCUCUUGUUUUGAAAAUGGAUAUGGAGUUAGAUUUGUCUAUCCAAAGUUCUCUUAUCUCAAUGUAUUCCAAGUCUGGAAGUUUAGAUGAUGCCUAUAGGAUCUUUAAAUUCAUAAAUUUCCCCAAUAUUGUUUCCUUCAAUGCAAUGAUUACUGGAUUUGCUCAAAAUGGCCGUGGCAAAGAAGCACUUAAGUUGUUUGACCAGUUGCAGAAUGAAGGUGAGCAACCUAAUGGCAUCACUUUUCUAGGGGUUCUUUCGGCCUGUAUGCAUGCGGGGCUCGUAGAAGAAGGAUGGAACUACUUCAAAUCCAUGAGAUCAUUAUACAACAUUGAACCAGAGCCUGAUCAUUAUACUAGCAUGGUUGAUAUCCUAGGACGAGCUGGUUUUCUUGAUGAAGCAGUUAAUCUAAUCAAUUCAAUGCCAUUCAAGACACAUUCUGGGGUUUGGGGUUCUCUUCUUGGUGCCAGCAAGACUCACUUGCGUAUUGAUCUUGCAAAGCUUGCAGCUCAAAGGAUUUUGGAUUUGGAACCAUGUAGUGCAGCUCCGUACGUGGUCUUAUCAGACCUUUAUUGUAUUGUCAGAAACAAGAAAGAUGAGGAACAAGUUAGGCUGGCAAAGAAAAUGAAAAGAAUAAAGAAAAUUCCAGGUUGCAGUUGGGUUUUGUUGAAAAACAAUAUUGGUUUAUUUCUCUCUGGAGAUCAGGCCCAUUUGAACUUUGAAGAAAUCAGCUGCACAUUGUGGACGAUUAUGGAUGACACGAAACAAUUAAGUUGCAUAGACCAUGAGUUGUUACCACUUUAAAAAAUGAUAAUAUGUGUCAGAAAAGGAUCUCCUCAAUUAUAAUGCUUGUCCAUCGACAUGACUAAAAUGGAAGGGGUGUAUUAGCAAAAGGCUGUAGAUAUUUUAAGAUGCCUGAUUGGGUUCUAUAGAUAGUGAUGCUCUCUGGAAGAAAUUUGAUGAAGUUCCUAAAGGGCAUUACCAGACGAUGUCCAUUCUGCAGCAUUUGACAAGUGGAAGGAUGAAAGAUUGCCAUCCCGACAUAUUUAAUCAGUGAGAUGAUGUCCCUGAAGCCUGCUUAAUCGAAAGGUAUUUGUAGCUAUCAUUUCUAGCAUGGUCCUAGUGUUAAAUUUUCAGUGUAGAUACAGAAUGUACAGCUCUCCGUUUUAUAGAGAGGUUACCCUUCCUCACCAUUUAGUUCACUCAGUCUAAGUACCUAUGAUUUGUUUGCUUUUCUGAAAAUAGAUAGGUAGACUUAGGAGCUCAGCAUUGGGAGAGUGCAUUCACUUUUCUUUGGGAAAUCGAAUGCUAUUGCGGCUUUUUAUCCUGCAAUAUUAUAUGAAAUUUGAGG